GGCGGCGGCGGCGGGAGCUGCGGAGUCGGGAAUCAAAACAAAGGGCCUGGGGGGGCGGGGGGAAGGCGGCGGGGCCGAAAUGUGAGCGGAGGUGGAGCAGGCGGUUGGAGGGUGGAAGAAUGAAAGAAAAGAAAGAUGAAAGAAUGUUGAACCAUUUUGUAUGGCCGUAUGAUGGAAGGGAACGGAACGGAGAACUCCUUUAGUAGAACACUUGAACGGCUUCAACAAAAUAAUGAUGCUAAGCCAUGGCUCUGGAAAUUUUCUAAUUGCUUUUCUCGUCCUGAGCAGACAUUGCCACUUAGUCCCCAAACGAAAGAUUACAUGGAGAACAAGAAAGUUGCUUUGGAGCUCAAGGAUGUACCAUCUCCCCUUCAUGCUGGCUCUAAACUUUUUCCAGCAGUCCCUCUUCCAGAUAUUCAUUCUCUUCAGCAACCCAGAUUACAGCUCUCAGCUGUCCCCAAAGUAAGCUGCUGCGCUCAUUGCACUAAUGAACCCUCCACUUCGCCAAUGCAUUGUGGUGGUGGCGGUGGCGGUGGCCGAGGUGCUGGUAGCUUGAUUCACACGGGCGCACUGUUAGAUUCGCAGAGCACCAGGACAAUCACAUGUCAGGUAGGGUCAGGGUUUGCCUUCCAGUCUGCAUCUUCACUCCAGAAUGCCUCAGCUAGGAACAACUUGGCCGGCAUUGCAAGUGACUUUCCCAGCAUGUGUCUAGAAAGUAAUCUCUCCUCCUGCAAACACCUGCCCUGUUGUGGAAAGCUCCAUUUCCAGUCAUGUCAUAGUAAUGUGCACAAGCUGCAUCAGUUUCCAGCUCUCCAGGGCUGCACCUCCGCUGGCUAUUUCCCCUGUUCUGAUUUCACAAGUGGGGCUCCAGGGCAUUUGGAAGAGCACAUUUCACAGUCGGAGCUAACGCCUCACCUGUGCACCAACUCUUUGCACCUAAAUGUGGUUCCUCCGGUUUGUUUAAAGGGCUCACUUUACUGCGAAGACUGUCUAAACAAGCCGGCAAGAAAUAGUAUAAUUGAUGCUGCUAAAGUCUGGCCAAAUAUACCACCUCCAAAUACACAAACUGCACCUGUUACUAUUCCUCUGUGUAAUGGCUGUGGAACCAAAGGAACAGGGAAGGAGACCACGUUGUUACUGGCAACCAGUCUAGGCAAAGCUGCUUCAAAAUUUGGGUCACCCGAAAUUGCACUAGCUGGACAGGUGCUAGAGAACUUACCCCCCAUUGGAGUUUUUUGGGAUAUUGAAAACUGCUCAGUUCCCUCUGGCCGCUCAGCUACUGCUGUUGUACAGAGAAUCCGUGAGAAGUUUUUUAAAGGCCAUAGAGAAGCAGAAUUCAUCUGUGUGUGUGACAUCAGUAAAGAAAACAAGGAAGUUAUUCAAGAGCUGAAUAAUUGCCAGGUAACUGUUGCCCACAUCAAUGCUACUGCAAAAAAUGCCGCUGAUGAUAAACUCCGCCAGAGUCUCCGAAGGUUUGCAAAUACCCACACUGCUCCAGCCACUGUGGUUCUUGUGUCAACUGAUGUCAAUUUUGCAUUGGAACUCAGUGACCUGAGACAUAGGCAUGGUUUCCACAUAAUUUUGGUCCAUAAAAACCAGGCCUCAGAAGCACUGCUACAUCAUGCUAACAAGCUGAUCAGAUUUGAAGAGUUCAUAUCAGACUUGCCCCCCAGGUUACCACUAAAAAUGCCACAGUGCCACACUCUGCUCUAUGUUUAUAACCUACCAGCAAAUAAAGAUGGCAAGAGCAUCAGCAACAGGCUCAGACGCCUGUCCGAUAAUUGUGGUGGGAAAGUGCUGAGUAUCACAGGCUGCAGUGCGAUUCUCCGCUUCAUAAACCAAGAUAGUGCAGAACGGGCUCAGAAGCGAAUGGAAAAUGAAGAUGUCUUUGGUAAUAGGAUCAUUGUGUCAUUUACUCCAAAAACUAGAGAACUCUGUGAAGCAAAGGGUUCAAAUGCAAUUACUGAUAAAGUGAAGUCUCCCAAAAAACUUAAGAAUCCAAAACUGUGCCUCAUCAAAGAUACAAGCGAACAAUCUUCCAGUGCCAAAGCCACUCCUGGAAAAGGGUCACAGGCAAAUUCUGGAUCUGCUUCAAAAAACUCAAAUGUUAAAAGUUUACAGGAGCUGUGCCGCCUGGAGUCAAAGACUGGUACGAGAAACAGUGACUCCCAGCCUGGUAACCUGAGGCUGGUCGCACCUCCUCACAGGAACUCCAGUGCUGCAGCGCCCAUGCUUAAAAACCUGGGGAUGGCAGAGUCCAUUUACAAAACCAAUCUGAAAAAAGAGAACCUCAGUGCCCGAAGUGUUACCAGUUCUCCUGUAGAGAAAAAAGAUAAAGAGGAGACACUGUUUCAAGUGAGUUACCCGUCUGCUUUCAGCAAGUUGAUUGCAUCAAGGCAAGUCGGUCCCCUGCUCACAUCUCAGUCUUGGUCUUCGCGAACAUCCCCACUUGCUUUCAACAUUGCAAAUUCGAGUAUUGGUGCCGACUGCCCAGACCCCUUUGCAAACGGUGCUGACAUCCAGAUCAGCAACAUAGACUACAGAGUAUCGCGAAAGGAGCUGCAGCAGCUCAUGCAAGAAGCAUUUUCUAGGCAUGGCAAGGUGAAGAGUGUGGAGUUCAGUCCCCAUACAGAUUAUCAACUUAAGGCUGUUGUUCAGAUGGAAAACUUACAAGAAGCAAUCAGUGCGGUGAAUAGCCUCCAUAGAUACAAAAUUGGCAGCAAGAAGAUCCUGGUCUCACUUGUCACAGGAGCUGCUAAUAAAUCACUCUCUUUACUGAGUGCAGAAACAAUAUCUGUUCUUCAGGAUGCUCCCGCCUGCUGUCUGCCUCUUUUUAAAUUUACAGAUAUCUAUGAGAAAAAGUUUGGACACAAGUUGAAUGUGUCAGAUUUAUAUAAGUUAACAGACACAGUUGCAAUCCGUGAGCAAGGAAAUGGGAGACUGGUGUGCCUCCUGCCUAGCAGCCAAGCCCGACAGAGCCCCUUGGGCUCUUCCCAGUCCCAUGACGGCUCCUCAGCCACCUGCAGCCCAAUUAUAUUUGAAGAGUUAGAAUAUCACGAGCCCAUCUGCAGACAGCACUGUUCCAAUAAGGAUUUCAGUGAACAUGAAUUUGAUCCAGACUCCUACAAGAUUCCUUUUGUGAUUCUGUCUCUGAAGACGUUUGCACCCCAGGUUCAUAGUCUUCUGCAGACACAUGAGGGCACUGUGCCUUUAUUAAGCUUUCCAGAUUGCUAUGCUGUGGAGUUUGGUGAAUUAGAAGUAGUGCAAGAAAACAGAGGGGGUGUGCCCUUAGAGCACCUCAUCACCUGUGUUCCAGGUGUAAACAUUGCCACUGCACAGAAUGGCGUCAAAGUAAUUAAGUGGAUUCACAACAAGCCCCCGCCUCCAAACACAGACCCUUGGCUUCUGCGCUCUAAAAGUCCUGUAGGUAACCCCCAGCUGAUCCAGUUCAGUCGAGAAGUGAUCGACUUACUGAAGAGCCAACCAUCCUGUGUAAUUCCAGUUAGUAAUUUCAUCCCAUCCUAUCACCACCAUUUUGCAAAGCAGUGCCGGGUAUCAGACUAUGGAUAUUCCAAGCUGAUUGAAUUGUUAGAAGCAGUGCCUCAUGUGUUGCAGAUCCUUGGAAUGGGCUCCAAACGUUUGCUGACCCUUACCCACAGGGCCCAGGUGAAGCGCUUUACUCAGGAUUUACUAAAACUUCUCAAAUCUCAAGCCAGCAAACAGGUCAUUGUGAGAGAAUUCUCGCAGGCUUAUCAUUGGUGUUUCUCAAAGGACUGGGAUGUCACUGAAUAUGGUGUUUGUGAGUUGAUCGAUAUCAUAUCAGAGAUUCCAGACACAACCAUCUGCUUGUCCCAACAAGAUAACCAAAUGGUGAUUUGUAUCCCCAAAAGAGAACGUACCCAGGAUGAAAUAGAAAGGACAAAACAGUUCUCCAAGGAUGUUGUUGAUUUGCUGCGGCACCAACCCCAUUUCCGGAUGCCCUUUAAUAAGUUCAUCCCCUCCUACCAUCACCACUUUGGCCGGCAGUGCAAACUCGCCUACUAUGGGUUUACCAAACUACUUGAACUUUUUGAAGCCAUACCUGAUAUUUUACAAGUGUUGGAAUGUGGAGAAGAAAAAAUCCUUACUUUGACAGAGGUGGAACGAUUCAAAGCUCUAGCCGCUCAGUUUGUUAAACUCCUUCGGUCCCAAAAAGAUAACUGCCUUAUGAUGACAGAUCUGCUUAAAGAGUACGCUAAAACUUUUGGUUACACAUUUCGUCUCCAAGACUACGACGUCAGCUCAAUUUCAGCUUUAACACAGAAACUCUGCCAUGUUGUAAAGGUUGCUGAUAUAGAAUCUGGCAAACAGAUUCAGCUGAUCAACCGCAAGUCUCUGCGCUCCCUCACUGCCCAGUUGCUGGUCUUGUUGAUGUCUUGGGAAGGAACUGCCUGUCUUUCUGUUGAUGAGCUCAAGAGACAUUACGAAACCACGCACAGUACCCCGCUCAACCCCUGUGAAUAUGGAUUCAUGACCUUGACUGAACUUCUGAAGAGUCUGCCUUACUUAGUUGAGGUUUUUACUGAUAAUACAGAAGAAUGUGUGAAGCUCACAAGUUUGUAUCUGUUUGCCAAGAAUGUGCGGUCUUUACUUCACACUUACCACUACCAGCAGCUCUUCCUUCAUGAGUUUUCCGUGGCCUACACCAAGUAUGUCGGAGAAACACUGCAGCCCAAGGCUUACGGCUACAGCAGUGUGGAGGAGCUCUUGGGAGCAAUCCCACAGGUGGUCUGGAUAAAAGGACAUGGCCAUAAGAGAAUUGUAGUGUUAAAAAAUGACAUGAAAAGUCGCCUGAGCUUACUCGGUCUUUCCCCUGCCAAUCAUGAACACCGGCCCUCCGCUUCUGAGCAUAUCCUGGCGGUGCCUGAAUCUCGCAUAGCCUCGGAUCUUGAACUUGGAGCGGAUAGCGAUGGGCCCUGUCAACCAGAGCAAGAGCUUCUCCGCCUGACCAACGACUCCCCUGUGGACCUCCUGUGUGCGCCUGUCCCUUCGUGCCUGCCGUCCCCUCAGCUGAGACCAGAUCCCGUCAUCCUCCAGUCUGCCGAUCUCAUUCAGUUUGAGGAACACCCACAAGAGCCUCCGGAAAUGAUGAUUUUAAACCAAGAAGGACAAAUUGAACUUCCAGUGCCAGUGAAGAAGGAAGACCCAGCCUUGGGCUCCGGCUCGUCGUGCUCCUCAGCAGCUGUCCCGGCGCCUCCCUGCCCCUUGGAAACACCAGAGUCACUGCUCAGCAAGGACCCCAGUGAAAGCCCAGCCAAAAAGCAACCCAAAAAUAGAGUAAAAUUGGCAGCCAACUUUUCCUUUGCACCUGUAACCAAGCUUUGACUCUCGUUUUGAACAUAGAAUUAGGAUGGGAAAUCACUGUCUGAUUCUGCACACAAAAGCGGGUUUGAAAAACAGCCUUUUCUGUUUAACGAAAAUCCCCCAGAAGCCACUUACUUCAUCUUUACAUGUAUCCAUAAUGUUUUGUUUGUUUUACAUUGAACACAGCUUUGAGCUGAAGCUUUUCUUUCUUUCCCCCCCUCCAAUUAUUGGAAGAGAAAAAAACAAAAACAAAAAAAUUUCUGGCAUAGGUUCAAGCAUCCUUAAUGCAUUUUACCAGAUUUUUCUUAAUGUGAAAUAUAAUUGUGUUCCAUAAGAAGAAAGUAAGAACUCAGCUAGGAGGAAGUGGUUUUACUUCUAUUAAACCACAUCAGUAGUAAAAUCUUACGUGUAGCAUAUUAUAGUCUCUAAGCCUUUGCUUACUGAUGUUUUCAGACAGUAUUAAUCAGAUGCAUGAUGUGUCUUUGAAGCACAGGCUGUUCGGUGGCCCCGUGUGAGAAGGUAUUUCAGGUUGGAUAUGAAGGUUCCUGGCUUCCAUGUGACUUGUAAGCGUGCCUUGUUUUUUAUUUAACUAUGUCUGUAGUUGACAAAUGCAGCUUCAUCACAAAGUUUUUUUAGAUGUUUCCACUUUGGGGUUCCAUUUAGGAGCUUUCUAGAAAGUUGAGGAUGUUUUAAGCUUCCCUUUUAUGUUCAGUUCCAGUUUGAACAUGGAUUAGGUUAAGGAAAAGGAGAUGGUCUUGGUGUCAUGAAUUUAAAGUCAGCAUUUGAAUUCCGACACACGUUGUUUGUUGUGUGUCGAGAGGCAGUGUGGGGAAGAGAGACUGAUUUUCUAAAAUAUGCAUCAGAUGCAUAAAUUACAAAUCAGAGCUGAGGGGUGAGGUGCUUGAACAGGAGUGGUAUUGAUACUCUUUCCACUCGGAAGAGACAGUAAUUCUAUCUGUUACGGAUGAGGGCCAAGGUUGAUCAACUUAACCUUGUAUUUGUAAUUUUAAACCUGGUUUUGGGAAGCUUUACAUGUGAGUAUAUGUCGGUGUUAGCUCGGUGUCUUUUAAUAGUGUCUGCUUUUACUCUGUCACUUCUUGCUGUUGGAAGCCCACUUGGGUUUUCUGUGGUGUCUGAUGUUGGCAUUUGGGAAAAGCCAGCCUUGGAGGGAGCAACUGCCCUGUGGAAUGACCUUCGCCUCGAGGUGGCUGAGGCAUCUGGUGACAGGUGGCCUCUUGUCCCUCCUAGAGAAACCCGACAUUUACAAUGGGUUGUAUUUGUUGGGCAAAAAGGGCGGAUUCAUUCAUAGAGCAGAAAGAACCUGUUGGCAUAAGGUCUUCCACUAGUUGGAUGGUUUCUUUUGGGGAAAUGUUUAUAUUUUGUAAUUUCUAGAAAGCCAGAAAAUGGGCUCUGAUUUCAUAGCCAGCCUUUUGCUAAAAAGUCACAAAAUAAGGGCUAAUGAGAGAUUUUUACAAGUUAGAUUUUUGUUCCCCAAAUCUUUUAAAUGAAACCAGUGAUACCCAGUUCUCAACACAUGGCCCCAGUCAAGAUGGAACAACAUUGGGAAAGCCUUCUGAGCCUUAUGGCAUUCUGCAAAUCCUUCUGAAGGCAUUUCCUCUACAGACAUAGUAUGAUAGGAAGGAAAAUGCAAAUGUGCAAUUUUUUUAAAAGAAGCUUUUAAACAGUGUAAUGAAGUUUUGUGUUGAGACCAUCAGCUGCCUUAUCCUGAGAUUUCAUAAGGCUGAAUUUGCACACUUAGACUUAAGUUUUGCUAGAAUGUAAAGAACUGUGGACUUUAAAAACGUAACAGGUACCAUUACAAGUCACUAGGAGCAGUAUCAGAGCAGCUUCUUUGGGUAACAAAGAGACUGAAGUGUGCUGUCGUGUGAGUGUGGUGGAAUUCUCUGAGUUGCCCGUCAGCCUGGGACACGUGUGUGACUCUUAACAGUUGCUGUUUGAAGAGAGGAGAAUACAGCGGAAGGCGCAUUGUGUUUGUAUGUGUCCCACAAUGGCCAGUCCAAUGGCUAUCUAUUUUUUUAUCCAGAGGCUUACUUAAAUGUGACAAAAUGAUGUAUGAGAAUUAAGAUAAUGAGAUUUCUUUAUUGCCGGGUGGAAAGUUGUGCUGGAUUACAUUUAUCUGUUUAAAAAAGAUACAAAGUAUCACCAAGACCCCCUUUCCCAUGGCCCUGUUUGUUUGGAUUGGGCUUGGGGGAAGAGAUGUUUUUUCUUAACUGUCUACUUUGUUUGAACACUUUUUUUGUGGUUUAAGUGCUGUUUUGUGUGUUGGGACCAAACAGUUGUCAAUAAACUUUACAAGCAAGCAUCUAAUUGGA
Manis pentadactyla (Chinese pangolin) is the source of this 7676-nucleotide messenger RNA. It is a transcript of the gene MARF1, whose product is annotated as meiosis regulator and mRNA stability factor 1. NCBI's taxonomy places the organism in Eukaryota, Metazoa, Chordata, Mammalia, Pholidota, Manidae. Gene Ontology annotation, molecular function: CCR4-NOT complex binding; RNA nuclease activity; mRNA base-pairing post-transcriptional repressor activity. The transcript is spliced from 27 exons. The record is from RefSeq and is a predicted model, not a curated record. Gene Ontology annotation, cellular component: peroxisome; cytoplasm. Gene Ontology annotation, biological process: post-transcriptional gene silencing. Bases 169 to 5364 code for a protein of 1731 amino acids.